AAACGAGUUCCUGGUGUUGAUUACAAAUCUAUUAUCGUUUAUCAAGUUUGGGUAAAUUUCGACAGAGUUAGUCACGACUUUCUCAGGUUACGUACAAGUUAGCGAGCUCAAUGGCUGGCAGUAUGCCAAUGUUUAUUGUUUUGGUUCUGUUUUCAAUUAUGUUGAUGCCAGAUUCGUCAAUAGGUGUCAAUACAGCAGAUUUUCGAGCCUGCCAAAAAGUGUAUUAUGAAAAUUUUGGAUCGCUUGUUGCUGUACAGGGUGUCGACGCUGCUUCAUCCGUUUGGAGAAUAUUGUUCAAUAAACUGGAUUUGAACAAAAACAGGUUACUCAGUUCUGCUGAAAUCCUCUUAACUCUGGAAGCCGAAAAUCUUGUAACGAAGGAACAAAUCCCCGAGGCGCUUUCUCAGACACAGACAUGGAUAGAUUCAACUAAAGGCGACAAUAACUUCUCAGAACUUAACUUAUCCGGUUUUCGUGACUUACUCAGUAACACCAUUGGUAGACGGCCAGGAAAUAAAGAACCGUCGGCACGAAGAAAUUGGCUGCUGACUUCUCUAUUAUGUCAUUUUGUAAACGAAGAAUUAACAUCUAUACUUUCUUCUAUUCGAGAUCUCAAAAAUUGCACUGACAGUUUAAGAACCGACCAACACGGAACGUUAAAAUCUUCAACACGACUUAUCCUGAAUGUAUGGAAGGCCGUGUACAAAACACUGGACCGAAAUAAUGAUGAUCGGCUUGAAACAGACGAAAUUCGAAAUAUCCUACAACAAUAUUUUGAUCAGAAUGACACUAACGACAUAGCACAAGCAUUUCCCACAUUAUCUGCUGCCAGUGGUGCUGGCGUGUCUCGUCUCCAAUUCUUUAAAAUGGUCAAUAACUUAUUAUCUGCAGGUGCUUCGGGAAAUACAUGGGACAACACAAGAACGUUACAGCAGUUAAAUGGCAACGUAACGUUUUGUAGAUUGUUAUACCGAGUAAGAAGUGAUUUGAAUGUUGCCCUCGAACAGAACGACAAGUGUAGAACAACAUUUAUCAAAAGAGCUAACAAAGUUUUUGGACAAGAUGUAUCUGUCGCUUCUGGCUUCAUUUUCGCUUAUUUGGACAAAGAUAAAAACGGGGUUAUUACAUUAUCCGAAUUAUCUGACGAACUGGUUGAAAAUAAUUUGUCUGAGAUUCUACCACAACCUGAAUUUGUUACGCCAACAAAUCUUACCAAGAUGGAAAAAUUUCUCGCUUAUGCAGUGACGAUUGCUGGACCUGGAAACAACAGCAAACAUAUGGAGCUGUCAUUGCUUUCUCUCAGCCAACAGAAAACAUGGAACACGUUUUGUAAAUUAAGUGUUUGCACGAUCGCUGUUUUUCCUGGAGCAAAUACUGAAAGUAACUUGCAGCAUAAUGGACGUACAAAUUAUAGCAAAGGCGUCGAUAUCAUAACAAGACCAAAAACUAGUCCAUCAAAUCAAGCUUUCUUUGGAAACCUAAUAGAAAAAAGAAACAGACUGAAUAAUAGUAGUAACAACAAUGUUACCAUUGAUAUUACAACUUCUAUCGUUACGACUACAGAAACAUCUAUCAUAAAAGAAUACACAACAGCAAGCAGUAUCAGUAAUACGGAUACAUUGAACAGUACUGAUGAUGCUUUUAUAGCAACAGUAUCAACUAGUCAAGUAAAUCUUGGUAUAAAUCAAACUGAAACAACUUCAACAAAUGAGGCAAAUUUAAACUUGACUGAAAACUAUAAUAAAAAUGAUACAAAUACAGAGUCCUUUAGCGAGGAACUAUCAAGGGAAGAAGCCGAGCUUUUAAGGUUGUUUACUGAGUUUCACGGCCGCAACCCGCCUAAUGAAAGUGUUGGCAAACCUGCUGACAGCGACGGCGGGAAUCUACAUGAACCAAACGAUGUUCCAGGAGUUGAAAACCAACUUCAUAAAUUGUUAAUGCAAGCUGUAAUGGAAAACACGGAGAAAUUAAUUACACCGUAAUGUUUUUACUUUUUGACUGACUGCUUUCCGUGUUGUAGUUUAGUGAGUGUAUAAUUUAUUACCGCAUAAUACAUUUAUGUGUAUAUGAGUUACAACAUGCGCGGCUGAUAAUCGUAUUUUUUAUAAGUAACGUUAUUUUCGCAAUAAAUUAAAGUCAACGAACAUA
Messenger RNA from Ciona intestinalis (vase tunicate), 2148 nucleotides. NCBI's taxonomy places the organism in Eukaryota, Metazoa, Chordata, Ascidiacea, Phlebobranchia, Cionidae. The record is from RefSeq and is a predicted model, not a curated record.